AUGACUUGGCUUCUCAACAGUAUGAAAGCACAGAUCAGUAGCAGCGUUAUGUUUUUAACCACUGCGAAGGAGAUGUGGGACAUCCUAAAGAUUAUGUACGGGAACGAGAAGAAUGUUUCCCGUGUAUUUGAAAUUUAUGAGCGACUGUUUGCGCUCAAACAGGGAGAUAAGUCAGUUUCGGAAUUCUUUGGUGAAUUGAAGGGACUGAUAGGCGAACUAGAAAUGCAUCAGCCUGUAGUAGCUGAUGCAGCGAGGCUAUUAGGGUAUCGCCGAGGUCUGACAGUCUCUACUGGUGUUAUUUCUGAUACUAUUGCACCAUCUCAACCUACAAUGGAUCAGUCUGCCAUGUUCUCUGAUCAAGGCAUCGUGGUCAUGGCCAUGAUUCAGGGGGAGGACGUGGCUCCUUUGGUGGGAGGCCAGACAGAUUAUGAGAGGUUACGCCAGCUAGAACUCUCUCAAAACAUUCAUUCUGCUACUCAUGCAUCCUCUUCAGGUAUGAAUGCUUACAUAGCUUCUUCUCACAAAUCCUGGGUACUAGAUUGUGGAGCCUCAUCUCAUAUGACAGGUAUAAAGAAUCACUUUGUAUCUUUACAUCUUUCUGAUAAGUUCCCUUCUAUCCGCAUUGCUGAUAGUACUCUUUCUCCAGUUCGUGGUGUUGGAGUAGUUCAUGCUACUUCCUCUUUAAAACUAACUGAUGUGUUAUAUGUUCCCAAAUUCUCUGACCUAGCAACAGGAAUGAAGAUUGGUUCGGGGCAUGAGAGAGGAGGUUGUGAGUCUUGUGAACUGGGUAAGCAUCAUAGUGCUACUUUUCAGAAUCGAGUCGAUAAACGUAGUAGCUUUGCUUUUGAGUUGGUUCAUUCUGAUGUCUGGGGUCCUUAUCGUGUUCCCUCUGUGAAAGCUGGUUUAAUUGUGGGAAACAUUGAUGAAACAAUAGCAGUGCGGGAUAUUAUUGUUUAUGACCGUAAAAUGGGGUUGUCUAGAAUUAGUGAUCUUCACCCAAGUCUUAUGGCCAUGCAAUAUCCUUUACUAUUCCCGUAUGGUGAAGAUGGAUUUCGACUUGGCGUUCCAUUGGAAGGAGAGUCCGAAAAUUCAAACAAGAAGAGAAAAGAUGUAACAAUGAUGGAAUAUGCUGCAUUUAUGGAAGGAGAGUCCGAAAAUUCAAACAAGAAGAGAAAAGAUGUAACAAUGAUGGAAUAUGCUGCAUUUAAGAUCCAACAAAGGUGUGACGAAGGCCAUACAUUGAUUCUUUCAGGCAAACUAUUUCAGACUUACAUUGUAGAUAUGUUUACAUGUAUUGAAGAAGAUAGAUUGCUUUGGGUCAGACUAAAUCAAACAAAACUUAGAGCGGAGCUAUAUUGUGGCAUUAAAGAUGCAAUAUUCAGAGGUGAUACAGAUGGAGCACAAGUUGGGAAGAGAAUUAUCUUACCUUCAUCGUUUACUGGAGGUAAUCGAUAUAUGACUCAAAAUUAUCAAGAUGCAAUUGCUUUGUGUCGUGUUUUAGGAAAUCCGGAUUUGUUCAUCACAAUUACUUCAAAUCCAAAAUGGCAAGAGAUUAAAUAUGCAUUGGACGAGAUAGGGGGGCAAAGACCAGAUGAAAGACCAGAUAUAGUUGCAAGGGUUUUUAAAAUAAAGCUUGAUCUAUUGAUGGAAGACCUGCAAGCUGGUCAAUAUUUUGGGAAUAGCAUUGCUGAUGAAAGACUAGAUAUAGUUGCAAGGGUUUUUAAAAUAAAGUUUGAUCUAUUGAUGGAAGACUUGCAAGCUGGUCAAUAUUUUGGGAAUAACAUUGCUGCAGCCGUAUACACUGUUGAAUUUCAGAAAAGAGGAUUGUCACAUGCACAUAUCUUGCUAUGGUUGCAUCCUAAUAGCAAAUAUCCAGAUUCGAAUGAUAUUAAUAAGAUAAUCAGUGCUGAGAUUCCGGAUAGAGAAACUGAUCCAGUAGGAUAUGCGGCGGUUGGGCAAUAUAUGAUGCAUGGUCCCUGUGGCAUAUUUAAUACAAGCUCCCCAUGUAUGAGAAAGGGAAAUUGCUCAAAACACUUUCCAAAGAAGUAUGUCAAUGAGACUGUAAUUGAUGAGUCAGGUUUUGCUGUAUACCGACGAAGGAAUGAUAAUAAUAGAUGGGUAGAUAAAAAUGGUACAAAGUUGGACAAUGCUUAUGUCGUACCUUAUAAUCGGAAUCUUAUUGUUAAAUAUCAAUCGCACAUUAAUGUCGAAUGGUGUAACCGAGGUAGGUCAAUAAAAUAUCUCUUUAAGUAUAUAACUAAGGGGCCUGAUCAUGCUUCCAUAUCUCUACGAUCACAUAAAUCAAGUUCAAGCGGUUCAAAUAACCAUGAAAAGACAGAUGAGAUACAAUAUUAUUUAGAUUGUCGAUACAUCUCAGCACCAGAAGCAAUUUGGAGAAUCUACGGAUUUGAUAUACAUUAUAGAGUUCCUGCUGUGGAGAGGCUCCCAUUUCACCUUCCUGAUCAACAGUCAAUGAUUUUCAAAGACUCAGAUGAUCUUAAUGAAAUUAUUGAUAAUAUUCAUGCAAAGAAAUCAAAAUUUAUUAGCUGGAUGGAAGCAAACAAGUUGUAUGAUGAAAGUAAAACACUCACAUACUCAGAAUUUCCUUCACAUUUUGUUUGGUUAGCUGAUGAGAAACGAUGGAAAAUCAGGGAAAAAGGUCGUAGUAUUGGCAGGGUUUUUUAUUCUCAUCCAACUUCAGGUGAGAGGUUUUAUCUUAGGUUGCUUCUUAAUGUUGUAAAAGGACCUACAUCCUUUGAUGACAUUAAAACUAAAGAUGGAAUAGUUUAUCCAACAUUCAAAGAAGCAUGUCAAGCUUGGCGAUUAUUAAAUGAUGACCAAGAAUGGCAAUAUGUUUUGGAUGAGGCUUCUUAUGUUGCUUCUGGAAAACAAUUUAGGCAAUUGUUUGCCAAAUUAUUAUUGUUUUGUGAAGUUGUGAAUCCACAAAUAUUAUGGGAAAAUAACUGGAAGUAUAUGGCUGAAGGUAUAUUGGAAGAUCAGAGAAAUAUUCUUGACAUGCCUACCUUAACAAUGUCAGAACAGGAACUUCAAAGUUAUACUUUAGCUGAAAUUCAGUAUUUAUUGCUUGAAAAUGGAAGAAGCUUAAAAAAUUUCAAAGGGAUGCCUUUACCAGAUCUACAAAUAAUGCAGCAAUGCAAGCACAAGAUUAUUAGUGAAGAAUUAAAUUUUAACAGGGAUGAGUUAAGAUGUGAAAAUGAGAAGUUUAUUCAAGGAAUGAACACUGAUCAAAAAGUUAUAUAUGACACUAUACUUGGGUCUGUAUAUAAAGAACAGGGAGGAUUAUUUUUCAUAUAUGGGCAUGGAGGAACUGGAAAAACUUAUCUUUGGAAAUCAAUUAUUCUAAAUUCUGGAAAAACUUAUCUUUGGAAAUCAAUUAUUUCUAAAUUACGAUCAGAAGGAAAAAUUGUAUUGCCAGUUGCUUCAUUAGGAAUAGCAUCAAUAUUACUUCCUAAAGGCAGGACAGCACAUUCUAGAUUUAAUAUUCCCAUCAUUCUGAAAAAUAAUUCGACUUGUGGAAUCAAAAUAGGUAGUCCUGAAGCUGAAUUAAUCAAGAUGACAAGUCUUAUAAUCUGGGAUGAGGCUCCAAUGGUCCACAAACAUGCUUUUGAAGCUGUCGAUAGAACAUUCAAAGAUAUAUUAGGAGCAGAAUGUUCUGAAAAUGUAAACAAACCUUUCGGUGGAAAGACAUUUGUGCUUGGGGGCGACUUCAGACAAAUACUUCCGGUUAUUCCAAAGGGAUCUAAACAUGAUAUCUUACAUGCUUCUAUCAGUUGUUCGUAUUUAUGGAGGGACUGUAAAGUUUUAACACUUACUAAGAAUAUGAGAUUGCAAACACAAGUGAAUGAAAGUACUACAAUGUCUACCUCUGACUUUAGUAAGUGGGUACUUGAUAUUGGAAAUGGAGAUAACAUGUGUAAGAAAAAUGCAUUUCAUGAUCAGGAUUUUUUAGUUCAGAUACCAGAUAAUUUUAUAAUUCAUGCGAAUGGUAAUCCGAUUGAUGCGGUUAUAUCGUUUACAUAUCCUAGAUUGAUGCAGAAUUACUCAAAUGAAGAGUAUUUAGAGGAAAGAGCUAUACUAACAGCAAGGAAUGAAGUUGUUGACAUAAUUAACAAUGAAAUUCUAGACAUCGUUCCAGGGGAGUAUGUUACAUAUCUGAGUUCUGAUUCUCUUUGUCCCACCUCGCCAAAUCUUGCAAGCAAUGAAAUAUUAUAUCCAACUGAAUUUCUAAAUUCACAGAAAUUUCCUGGGAUGCCAAAUCAUGAAAUUAAACUUAAAGUUGGUACUCCUAUCAUGCUUUUGCGUAAUCUUAGCCCGGCAGAUGGUCUUUGCAAUGCAAUUUCUCGAGUUACUUCACCACAGGGACUUAAAAUCCUCAUUGAAAAUGAAGAUGGAAUAGAUAACAAUGUAACAGAGAAUGUUGUGUACAAAGAGGUUUUCAACAAUCUAACUGCAGUUGAUCAUCAUUGA
Messenger RNA from Asparagus officinalis (garden asparagus), 4488 nucleotides. RefSeq lists its product as uncharacterized. NCBI's taxonomy places the organism in Eukaryota, Viridiplantae, Streptophyta, Magnoliopsida, Asparagales, Asparagaceae. The record is from RefSeq and is a predicted model, not a curated record. The coding region runs from base 1 to 4488 and encodes 1495 amino acids. Gene Ontology annotation, biological process: telomere maintenance; DNA repair. The transcript has 10 exons. Gene Ontology annotation, molecular function: DNA helicase activity.